Molecule: messenger RNA, 1569 nt
Organism: Ambispora leptoticha
Lineage: Eukaryota; Fungi; Glomeromycota; Glomeromycetes; Archaeosporales; Ambisporaceae
Source: the annotation of a GenBank genome assembly
AUGGAAAAUCUUUUUUUUGGUCUAGAUUUGUCAACACAACAGUUAAAGCUAACUGUAGUCGACGAAAAUUCCAAAGUGAUUUUGGAGGAAUCAGUGAAUUUCGACAAAGAGUUACCUGAAUAUGGAACAAAAAAUGGAGUUAUUGCAAACGGAAAUAUUAUUACAUCACCAACAUUAAUGUGGGUCGCAGCAGUUGAUCGCCUUUUCACAAAACUUCAAUCUGUUGGGUUUCCUUUUCGAUACGUUAAGGCUGUUUCAGGUGCUGGGCAGCAACAUGGUAGCGUUUAUUGGCGAAAUAAUGCAGCGAACAUACUCGCAAAUUUAGAUCCAAGUCAAUCGCUCGUCACCCAAUUGAGUAACUGUUUCUCGAUUCUGGAUUCACCAACAUGGCAGGAUUCAAGCACUACUCAAGAAUGUCGUCAAUUGGAGUCGAUUGUAAGCGGCCCUGAAAUGCUAGCUAAACUUACGGGCUCGAAAGCCUAUGAAAGGUUUACCGGGAAUCAAAUCGCAAAGAUAUAUCGGCACAAUCGACAAGCAUAUGAUGAGACAGAAAGAAUUUCGUUAGUCAGUUCAUUUCUAGCAACCCUUUUUUUAGGAAAAUACGCGCAAAUUGAUGUUUCUGAUGGUUCAGGAAUGAAUCUUUUAAAUAUCUAUACGAAAGAGUGGGAUAAUCGGUUGUUGGAAGCAUGUGGUGGUUCGGAAUUACGGCAAAAACUUGGCGAGCCUGAGAAGGAUGGUUUCAAGAUAAUUGGUAAAAUCUCAGAGUAUUUUAUAAAGAGAUAUGGAUUUGAUUGCGAAUGUAUGAUCUUGCCAUUUAUGGGAGAUAAUCCGUCAAGUCUCCUUUCUUUAAGACUUGAAUCGGGCGACAUAGUUAUAUCACUUGGGACUUCCGAUACCGUGUUACUCCUGACAAAUCAAGCAGAUCCUAACACAGAAUCUCAUACUCUUUGUCAUCCAAUUGACCCAAACACUUACAUUUCAAUGCUCUGCUAUAAAAAUGGAAGUCUUACCCGAGAAUAUAUUCGCGACGUAUAUGCGAAUAAAUCAUGGAAUAAAUUCAAUGAAAUACUACUUUCGUAUCCACAUCCGCAUGAAAAUAAAAUCGGAUUCUAUUUCCGCAUCCAGGAAAUUACACCAUUCGCUCAUGGAAUUCAUCGGUUUGUUAACCAAGAACUGGUAGAAGAAUUUGAUGAUCCAAAAUAUAAUGCGCGUGCAAUUUUAGAGAGCCAAUUUAUGUCGAUGCGAAUUCGGACAGAAAAAUUGAUGUCGGAUAAAGAGUGGAAGAGAAUUAUCGCCAUUGGCGGAGCAAGUGAGAAUACGGAAAUUUUAAAAGUGUUAACAGAUGUGUUUGGAGUUGAUGUGUGGCGAUAUUCUGGUAAGAAUUCAGCAGGAUACGGUGCUGCUUUGAAAGCUCUAAUGACCACAUUUAGGAAUGCCAAUAGUUCUAGUUCGAUGUCGGAUCUUUUUAUGAUUGCUGAUCCAAGCUCGGAAAAUACUUUGAUCUAUGAGAGGAUGUUAAAUAUCUAUCAGCAGCUUGAAUUGAGGGUCUUGAAUCAUAAUCAAAUUUGA